Messenger RNA from Choloepus didactylus (southern two-toed sloth), 4327 nucleotides. It is a transcript of the gene TP53INP2, whose product is annotated as tumor protein p53 inducible nuclear protein 2. Bases 496 to 1161 code for a protein of 221 amino acids. The transcript has 4 exons. Lineage: Eukaryota; Metazoa; Chordata; Mammalia; Pilosa; Megalonychidae. The record is from RefSeq and is a predicted model, not a curated record. Gene Ontology annotation, cellular component: autophagosome; nucleus. Gene Ontology annotation, biological process: autophagosome assembly; positive regulation of DNA-templated transcription.
UGGACCAGCUCUAGCCCGGGGGCUCCCAGGACACGCCCCGCGCCCCCUGCUCCCCGGCCUUUGUCUGUCUCCGUCGGCGGCUGCCGGGGCUGCGCACCCUGCUGCCGAUUGGCUGCCGCUCGCCCGGUAUACUAUGACGUUGCUCUAUUUGCAUAUGACAUUGAGACGUCACCAAGGCCGGCACCACCUCCCCACCGGCUCGGGUCGCAUGUCCUCCCGUGACCCCGUGGGCGCGGGGUCGGGGCUGCGUCUAAGGGUGAGGGACGUUGAAAGGCAGCGGGGCGGUAGGGGCUCGGUGGUUUUCUGGGCUAAUUCGAAGGUUCGGGGUCAGGCUCCCUGAUCACCUACUUUCUCCUUGCGACUUGAGAGGGGGCCGGAUGGCGCUGCUGUGUCUAGGCUGGGAAGUCGUACCGAGUUCAGGGCGGCCUCCCGCUCCAGGUUUCCGCACUGCUAAAGGGCGCUCCCCUGAGGCUGCUUCAUUCCCCAGCCCCCAUCAUGUUCCAGCGCCUCACCAGCCUCUUCUUCAGUGCUCCCCCGCCCCCUGACGACCCCGACUGCCCCCGCGCCUUCGUCUCGCAGGAUGAUGACGUGGACGGCUGGCUCAUCAUUGACCUCGCGGACAGCUACACUGCUCCACCCAGCCCCGAGGCUGCCCCCGCCCAGGCGGGCCGCCCCCCGCCGGCGCCCUCCUUGAUGGACGAGAGCUGGUUUGUUACCCCUCCCGCCUGUUUUACUGCAGAGGGGCCCGGACUUGGGCCCGCCCGCCUCCAGAGCAGCCCCCUGGAGGAUCUCCUCAUCGAGCACCCCAGCAUGUCCGUUUACGUCACCGGCAGCACCAUAGUACUGGAGCCUGGGCCCCCUUCCCCGCACGCCGACGCUGCCCUGCCAGAUGGUGACCUUAGCGACGGGGAGUUGGCGCCCGCCCGCCGCGAGCCCCGGGCCCUGCUUCACGCCGCCGCCCCGCGGCCGGCGCGGCCUGCGCUGCUGGAGAAGGCCGGCCAGGCGCGGCGGCUGCAGCGGGCCCGGCAGCGGGCCGAGCGCCACGCGCUGAGCGCCAAGGUGGUGCAGCGGCAGAACCGCGCCCGCGAGAGCCGCCCGCGCCGGCCCAAGCACCAGGGCAGCUUCGUCUACCAGCCGUGCCAGCGCCAGUUCAACUACUGACCGUCUGCUGGCCGCGCCAGGAACCCCUCACCGACCCUCGUCGGCCCCUCCGCCGCAGCCAGUGUGCUGCCGGAGGGACAGCUGCGCCGACCGCGAGCUGGACACCACACCCUCCCUCCUCUUUCCAUGUGUGCGGAGUGAUAGCUCCUCCCACCUAGACUCCCUCGAUUUCCCCAUCUCUGAUCCUCUAAUCCGCCUCUGAACCUCCUCCCGCCUCCAUUCCUCUCCCUCCUUCUAGUCCUCAUGCCCAGCAUCUACUCCUCCAUCCUCUCAUCCCGACUCUAAUCCUUUCUUCUCUGGUCCCCCUCCCUGUCUGUGCCCUGACAUUCCCCUUUCUACCUCGAGCCCAUCCCUAUUUCUGAGAGCCUCUUCUGUCCCUGAUCUUGCUCAUUUCUCACCUUCACCUCCCACUUUACACUCCUCACCCUACCCCAUGCUUGACUUGAUACUCACUCUGGUUUCCUUAUUAUUCAUUCCCAAUUGUAGUUCCUCCCAAAUGGAGGGGGGUGAGGUGGGGGGAGCCGUGGGACGACCCUGAGCCCAGCUCUGAUCAAGUACAACCUGUAAGGGCUCUGGCUCAGGGCUCUUCCUGUGUUCCCACCCCACUUCCCUCUUUCCUGGGGGCUGGGCUCCUUGGAGCUGCUUAGGCCUGGAAAAGUAAAGUAUGUGGAAGAGGACUGUGAGAUGUGAGUUGAGGGAGAAGGUGGAGGGAAUUGAGAGAAAGUAGUAGUUUAUUGGAGAUGUAGGACCCAGAGGUUGAGAAGCCGUAGGGAGCAGGGUACCAUGGGAACUGGCACUGUGCUUGUUCAUAGAGGCCAAGCCCUGCUCUUAGUUUGGAGGCCUGGAGUCUGCUCCCAUUUUCCUUCCCUAUAAUCCUUCCUCCCAAAUCUGUUUAAUCUAGGGAGUUCACCCUUCUGCAGGCCCCUGGGUCUGAAGGGCUUAAUUAGUACCUUGCUGCCCUACCCCAACAUGUCACCCCAGAAGUAGAGGCUGGGCAUGGCCCCACAGUCCUGGCCAUCUGUCCACAUGCCCAAGGUGCUAGAAUUAGCUUAGGGGUGAAGCAGGCCAGAGGGCUUCUAGGCAGGGAAAGGGCACACCUCAGGGUAAGAAUCCAGAGCAGUGAUGCUGGGGAAAACAAGCUCUGGGGUGAAGCUAUCCCAAGACUGACAGUUUGGCACCCACCUUGCCUCUGACCUGGGAUUUCACACCCAGUAUGGCUAACAAACACUCUUAGAUAGGAGGCCAGGAGUCCCACUGUCCCAAUUGCAAAAUAGUCCCUAACCAGGUUCAGGCCUUCAGGGGGCCUCUCCUCAUUUUCGCCCCCAGAACUCUCUCCCUUACUAGGCUGCUGGAGACAAACGUGUACCCUAUGGUGCCCUCCCCUUCUCUCCAGUAGUGGAGGAGGGAACCAGAAUCCCUUCAUGACACAGAGGGGACAGGCAGCAAGCUUUCCCUUCUUGUGGUGGUAUAGAAUAUUGGGCUCAGACACCAGCAACAGCCUCUUGGGAUGCCCUGAGUUGCUUCCCCUUUCCUUUCUAGCUGUCCUUUUCUCGUGUGUGCUCUCUCUCUUUGAACUUGUUAAGAUUUCCUGUUACAUACUAACAUAGGUCUUCCCCCUCACCUCAAUUUCAGGUUUCCAGGCUUCAUAGCCAAGCUGAGACUUGGAGAAACUCUGGAUUUCCAUGAGGGCAAAGGCAGCUGUCCUCCCUGACCCUAUAGCCCCAGGCCUCUUGUGGGGGGAUGUGGUGAAGGGAGGGGGUAGCCCCAUGGAUGCCAGGAUGGGGACAGAGGAAGCUCUGUUGGUGUCUCCUAUCUCCGGGAGUAGGUCAAAUUUACACUAAAAGCAGAUCAAAGUCCCCACUCCAGCUCACAAGGGCUCCUCUCGCCAAGGUUCUCCUUCGGUCACAACCUAGUCACUUUUAUUCUUCCAGUGGCUCCUUGAUCACCUCACAGCCAGGUUAGGGUCUUCAGCACUUCCAAGAGCUGAAACUCCCUCUAACCUUUCCUGCCUACUCCUUCACUGCCAGGUGGGGCCUAGACUCAGUCCUGGGCAGUGUUCAUGAUCCUCUUGAUGGAGGAGUUUGAGUUAUAGGGCAUUUGGCUCAAACUUCAAAAGGCCCUGCCCUCAUAUUUCUGGAGGCUCCUAUAGAUCUAAAACCUUCCAAUCUCAUCACCUGGCUGGUUGGAAAACAUAUUUUUUUCUAAGAUCCUAUAUAUUCUGUAGCAUUUUAAUUGUGUGGCAAUAUUUUAAUUGUGUAUAGAUUUCUAAGAACCAACACUACUCAGUCUCCCGCUAAUCUGACUCCUGAAGCAUCAGACCUUGUCAUACUGUAUUGACUGUGUAUGUGCCUUUCACCUUGAACAUGCUUCAGGAUUUUUUUUUUAAACACAGAACUUGAAUACAUGAGGGAACCAGAAUUCAUAAAGUCCUAUGCAACCUUAGACUGGAAAGGGUUAGUCUGUCUUGUCUCCUGUUUUCAGAGACCCUAGAGAAGUUUGUUCCAGUUUGUAUUAACUAAUGUCAACACUACCAGCAUUUUGCCAGAGAAUGGCCGAGUAUGCCAUUGAAGCCCCUGUUUCUAGAAGAGUGAGUCCUGAUUACAUCAAAGGGCAACUUCCAGUUAUUCCCCGUAAGUCUGAGUGCUACCCUCAAGCUGUCACUUUUAAGCCUCCCCCAGUCUGACCCCGGCAGGGCACCACAUUAUGUAUGAAUGUGGUUUGGUGCUGUUUUGGAAUAUGCCUGCUCCCCAAUCCUCUGCCUGGAUCAACAUGCUCUUAACCAUUAUGUCUUAGGUGCAACAAGGACCCACCAGAGCUCUUGGAUGCCUCCCCAGAUCUGUGUGGCUUUACAUGAGGGGACUGAAUGCAUACAUAUGGCCCACUUCUAAUACCUUCCCUUUUGCCCUGCCACCUAGUUCCAAAUGGAACCAACAAGUUGAGUGCAUUCCUGUGGGUGUUUUGUGCUGAGGCUGGAUGAAAUGAGACUUUGGUUGACCAUGUUUGAUGUGUAGACAGACUCAAGGACACAACCACUUUGACCUGGUCAUGUGGCAUGCCUGUGUAUGUGUGUAACAGGAUUCUGAUUGUUAGACUGUAAAGCUGUUCCUCUAUGGGAGAAAAAAAAAUUAAUAUAAAGAAAAACAAAUAAAAAUCUAUUUAAAGUACA